GCUGUCACAGCGAGCCGCGGAGGGAUGGUGCGGCGGCCGGCGGCCGGGCAGCGCGCAUCGCACGCGGGCGGGCGGGCGGCGCGGAUGGGGCAGCGCUGCGCGGCGCCAUGAGGGUCCCGCGGAGCCCGGCGCGGCUCGCCCUGCUCUGGCUGGUGGCCGCCCUGGCCGCCGGCUCGCUGCCGCGGGGACCCAGCCCGGCCCCGGGCGCCGAGGCGGGGAACGAGCUCAGCCCCGAGGCCGCCGCGCCUCAGCCCACCUUCGCCGCCACCCUGGGCAGCCCCCAGCCCAGCGCCGCCGCGGGGCGAGCGCGGCCGGGAGCCCCGGAGCGGGCGAGCCUGGCGCCGGGGCGGGCGAGCCUGGCGCCGGAGCGGGCGAGCCUGGCGCCGCCGGGAGCCCAGCCCGGCCCCGGCACGGCAGCCUCCCCGGUGGCGGCAGGUUCUCCCCGGCCCAGCCAGUGGCCCAGCACCGGCCUCCCCGCGGCAGUCCCGUCCCCACCUGCCGAGCAGGAGGACGUGGCCACCGGCGGCAGCCAAGACUAUCUGUGUAACUGCAGUGCUCUUGGGAGUGCAAGUGUGAAUGAGUGCAAUACUUCAACGGGACAGUGCGAGUGUCACAAAGGCUACACUGGUCUGCGGUGUGAAAACUGCGAGGAAGGAUAUCUCCUGAACCAAACCAGUGGGCUCUGCCUUCCGUGUGGCUGCAGUUCCAAAGGCUCUGUCAACUCCCUUUGUGACAACUUUGGAAAAUGCCAGUGUAAAGUUGGGGUAACCGGCUUCAAGUGUGACCAGUGCUGCGAUGGCUACUACUGGGUGAACCAAACCAGCUGUGAACCAUGCCAGUGCAAUAACUAUUCCAACAGCUGCGAUGUCUUAACAGGCACCUGUUUCAACUGCCAAGGAAAUACAGAAGGAAGCCACUGUGAAAAAUGUAAGGUGGGCUUCUUUAGAAGCAUCUUCCCAAGCCACGAAUGUAACCGCUGCCCGUGUUCAACAGUGGCAUCUACCGGCAGUUGCCACAUAAAACCUGGUCAACACAUCCCAACGUGUGACAGAUGCAAAGCCGGAUACACUGGCCUGAACUGCGACCAGUGUGACAAUGGCUAUUACAAUUCCGACAGCAUCUGCAUUAGAUGUAAAUGUAACGGGAAUGUAGACCCAGACCAGUCACCCAAGGUAUGCAAGCCAGACACAGGGGAAUGCAUUGGCUGCCUCUACAACACGGCCGGGUUCCAUUGCGAGGAGUGUCAGGAAGGUUAUGUCAGAGACCCGGAGGGAGCCAAUUGCACCAAGAAAGAAGUCAUUCCUGGUCCUGAACCUAGAGGGUUUAUAACUGCUGCUCCCAACACCAGCAGGUCAACAUCAUUUUCAGCUACUGUAAUAAACAGUACGUUAGCGCCAACAACUGUGCAGACUAUAUUUCCUAUCAACUCCUCUGACAAUAGUACCUCCUCAUUAGCAGACGUCUCCUGGACUCAGUUUAACAUAAUUAUUUUGACAGUUAUCAUCAUUGUUGUGGUCCUGUUGAUGGGAUUUGUGGGUGCUGUCUACAUGUACCGUGAAUAUCAAAACAGAAAACUUAAUGCUCCUUUUUGGACCAUUGAGCUCAAGGAGGACAACAUUAGUUUUAGCAGCUACCAUGACAGCAUACCCAACGCUGAUGUUUCAGGCUUACUGGAGGAUGACGGAAAUGAAGUGGCACCAAAUGGACAGCUGACGCUGACAACUCCCAUGCAUAACUAUAAAGCUUAAAACAAGAGUCAUUCCAGCUAUUCCAAAGUCGGCUUAAAAAUAUUACAGUCCUCGUUGAAGGGGUAUCUAAAUCUGUACCAAGGCUCCAAGCAAAGGAAUUUUCUACCCACGUACUCUUUUACGUCAGGCAUGGUGUAGCUUGCUGUUGAGCAGGAAAGGAGUGUAGUGCAUAUGAAUUUCAGGUAAAAUUAUGACAUGCAUUCAAUGUAUUGUUUUCCAUGACGAUCCAUGGAAUUCAUUGCUAAGGACUUUCCAUGAAAUUAUGCUGACCUUUAAAGUAUAUUUUUAUAUGAAAAGAUGGGGGGUGGGUAGUAACCAAUGCCCCCGAUUAAUCAAAAGCUACUUUGACUUCCAACCAAGCUAAGGCCUACACCAGUAGCCUAUAUUUUGAAAAGCAGCCUGUUUAAUUAACAGCAGGCUUUCAGAAAAUAGACUUUUGUAAAGACUUCAUUUUAUUUCCUGGUAUGAAUUUGUGUUUUUAUAUAUAAAAAGGGAAAUCAUGUUCAUUUCACUGUACUGCUAAGAGACUUCUAAAUGUGUAAAUGUUACACACAUACUAAAGUCACCAUGUUCAGUUUUCCAGCAAUUUGGGGAGCAGAAACAAUCAAUCAUGAAAAUUUCGGGGGGUGGGCAAUCACUCUUUUCCCCUUCUGAGUUCUCUCAUACAAAGUGACGAUACUAUUAAAACACGGAAAUCCAUUUUCAGUAGAAGGAGUUAAUGAACUUGUAUACAUGCUGUACAAGGGAAGACGACAAGACAUCUCAGGGUCACGUGUACAAAUAGCAGCUUGGCUUAAUAUCCUACCCUGACAGAAAUGGUGUGUUCUGUACAUAGAAUGUAAUAUAUCUUCUCUCCAUUGUAUUUAUAAUUAUUUGUAAAAAAAAAAAAAAAAAAAAGUCGUGAGUCCUAUUUUAUCAUCUAGAUUUUAUCUGUACAGCGGUUAGUGGCAUUGUAAAAAAUAUGGGGAUUGUUUUAAAAUAGUGUAAAUCAGAUGGUGAUGUUGCUGGAGCUGGGACUCUGGCAGACACCCAUCAUUUAAAGUUCUUCUUCUGAUAUCACUGAAAUUUUUUUAAAGUUGUGUGUUUCCUCCUCGUUAUCUGUAACAGUUCAAACUCCCCCACUCAUUUAAAGGUAUGGACGCUAGUAUCAUGAAGAGAGACUAGUCAAUUUCCAGAAAUGAGGUGUAACCUUUGGUAAUUUGCUGUGAAAUGCCCACAGAAAAUGCAAACAUGCUGUUACAAAUGCAUAAUUAUUUAUGGCUUGAUCCUGAAAACCAUGACGAACAUGCACUGCUGUUAUUCACAUGCAUCAUUCCUUUGAAGUCCACGAGACUGCUCUUGUGAAUAAAGACUGCUGGGUGUGAGCAAGGCUUGUCAGAGGCGCUGAGCUUUGCCCUGCCCCGGUUGAAGAUAAUGGCAACACUCCCCUUGACUUCAAUGGAACCAGGACGUCACCUAAGAGUUGACCAGAUCUGGUUCUUUAUUGCAAACUUUGAGUUAAAAAAAAUUAUAUAGACUCUGUCAAGCAAUUUAUGCCUAGAAGUUCUUAUAGCUUUAAGCUGCUGUUUGCUGGGGAGAGUCAGGAGGCUCAGUUGCCAAGAAACACACAAAGGUCCAUUGGUUAGGCAAAGUCGUACUGUUCUGGUGCAGAGACAGACUAGCUGUUAGCAGAGGGAGCAGUUAACAGCUGACAGUCCUUUUCUGGCUCAGCAGACUGGAGAUAGCCACAGGUUGCCUUCUUGUUCCCCCAGGUGACUUUAAGAUGUAGGCCUGAAUACAGGCUCCUAUGCAUAGGUGUAACAUGGAUGAUGAACAUACAUCCAUGCACCACUGAGGAAGAAUGCUGACAAUAACAGCCUGUGGACAGCUGGUUAGAACCCCUAACAGCACGCCAUGACCCCUGCAUAGACCCUCUCUCCUGUCCUGUUAACCGCUGGCAGCAGGCAAUGGGGGGAGGUGUAAGGGGCACUGGAUAGUUUGCUCCUUUCAGUGACCCCGACGCAUUCCAUCUGUAUCUGUGCAGUGUAAAAAUAAUGCCAUGGGGCACCUCAGCUCCACCCUACCUUUUUUCAGUGUGCCUCACGCACCAGCUUGGCACGUGGUCCUUUUCAAGAGCCACAUCCAAUCUCUCUCCCUUAUUCUUUUCACUGUACUCACAGGCUGUCUUUAGGCCCAAUCCAACUCUCCUUAAAGACAAUGGAAAGCCUCCCAUUCACUUUAAUGGAGUUUGAAUGGGAUCAUUUGUUUGAUUUUUUUCUGAGCUUGGCAAACUAUUACUGUCCUAUGAAAAUCAAUACAAUUAAUGUUUAACAGAGUCACAAAUCAAACCCUUUUCCUAACCUGCCCCCCACGAAUACAGCCGUGGUGCAUGGGUGGUGGUGUUUUGCAAAUGUUUAAAAACAAUGCUGCUGAUAAACAAGGUAGUUAACCAUGUUGAGCUAUCGCUGGCUCAUGCAUCAUCAGAAAGAGAGUGGAAAAGGAGAAUACUAUUUAUUUAUUUAUUUAUUUAUUUUAUUCUGUUUGUAUUCCACUGGUGCCUAAGGACCUCAGUCAGGGUUGGGGAUGCAUUGUGCUAGGUACUGUAGGUACACACAGUAAGUUACAAUCCCUGCCCCCAAAAGAUAUUACAGUCUAAUUUAAGAUGUGGCACACGUGAACGUAACAAAGGGAAUUUGAGGUGGAGGGCAAGGAAAAUAGUGAUAGGAGGGUGUGAUAGACCAUGUAUAUAAGCCAGAUCCAAAGACCGCUGAAGCCAAUGGAAAGUCUCCCAUUCCCUGCUGUGGGCUUGGGACAGGUCCUAAGUUUAUAAGAAGUUGGAUUCAAGUCAUUCAGAGAUGUUUUAAGUGAUAAAAUAGAAGGGAAAAAGGACAAAGGAAAAUCAUAGAUUGCACACGAAGCUUUUGAAGAGCGGAUUAAUGACAAUGGAGAGAAAUGACUAAAGACGGUAUGUAAUUACUUGGCAGUGUCCUUUGUAAUAUCUACUUGCCUGAUCUUUACACCGUGAAAAAAGUAACUUUUCAUAGGAGAUUUUAAUGACCCCCCAUUUUAGAUUCUGGAAAUAGUUCAUAGAGCAAUAAUGCUGACAGGCAAAGAAAGAGUGAGCACUAGGGUGUGUCAGAAGUCUUUUGCGGGAGCUUGAGGAGAGUUUGCAAAGAAGAGAAGAACUGCUACCAAAUGUUCCUUCCUGAAACCUUGGAAAGCCUGCAGGCUAGUUUAUAACAGGGAUGGGACACUUCUCAUUCGGAUUUCAGAUCCUGGUUUUUGGUUCUCUCCCAUUAUAGAGAGUGGCCAGCUGCAGAGUUUGCUUCUGAGUUCAGACACUGACCCCCUCCUAUCCCACCGUUAAAAAUGGUGGUAUCUGGAUCUGGGGUUUUGGUUCUGGCCCUUUUCUGCCUUAUAAGCAAAACAAGAUAAAUGAAUAUGAAGGCACUAUCUCCGAGCCCAUGUUUGAUGGAGUGAGGAGGUCAGUUCAUCUUACGCUUUGUAAUGGUGGGAGGGCAAUAGUAUUUGGGAUACGUUGCUGAUGGCAAAUUAUCUCUCAAAUUUUGAGAAAACAUCUCAUAGACAUCCUGGGAGUCUGAUCCAAAGCCUCUGGAAGUCAAUUGAGUCUUUCCUUUGGACCCUACUUGCAUAAAACUUUUCAAAACUGGACUGACCUUACUGGGACUGUGGGAGGGAUACUCUGUUAUAUAGCAGGCUUUGAUUUGGAACUAACCUCAGCCUAGCAGAGACUGGAAACCUCACAGAGGUGAGGCACUCGGGAGGAUGCCUAUAGGAGGGUGACAUGACUCAGCAGAAGAAACAAAAAUAGUUGCAGUCAGUCACGUCCUUUUGCUGAGAUGGAUAACCAGAUAAGAAAUCAAAACACAAUUAAAGAAAGAGUAAAGAGGAACUCCCCUCCUUGAGGUUCAGCCUAGUUCUGUGAUCGCUGGGCAUGGAGCUUGCUUGUAUCCCCUCUGUUAACCACAUACCUGAGCAUCUUUACAAAGGGAGGACGAAAAUGAGCUAGUUGUAUCUCUUGAGCAGCUGAGAGUGCACCCUGACAUAGCGCCUGGCCUGAAAUGUUCACUGGCAACUGCCUCAGCCUACCAAAGUCCUCUGAGCAUUUCAUGCAUUUUAUGACUUGCCACACAGCUUCCUGUGAUGCAGAGUCUGUGCCAUAGCAGCUUGGAACUUGCACAGAUAAGUAGGAAGAGGACGGCGCCGGUGCAGUAGAGCCAGUGGAGAGGCGAAUCAUCAAGUUAGGGGUGGGGCAUCUAGGGUCCUGGACACAGAUAGCUGAAGUAUCAGAAUUGAUACCGUGAUGGCAUUUACAGGCCUCACACUGAACCAGGGCAGGCAAGAGAGAAAUACUGGACUUGGGAGGCCCCACCCCUCAACAGGCACAAGGCAUGUUCCCAGUGGAGGAAGAGUUUAAAAGGAGACAGGUAGGCCAGGAAGGCAUGAGCUGCAUGUAGUAACCAGGAAGUGAGGCUGAUGUUGUGCCAGGAGUGGUAACAUCUUUGUGAAGGCUGCUCUAGCAGUAGGGACUUGGAGAGCCCCCUACUUGAUCUUUGGGAGUUGAAAGCCCUAAGAGACUGAGUAGAGUCUACUAAACCAGUGACCAUGCCCCAAAGUGAGGAGCUUAAGACUAGUAGGAAAUUACUUGGGGGAAAUGUAAUUUGGGGUAGCUCAGUAACUUGGCAGGACAGUUUGAUAAACUCCAAGGGCCCUGGUUUGGGACCUGCAGGAUUGAGUGAGCCUUGGUCCCUCUGCCUUUGUCCCCUGGCUCCUUUGUAAUGACUGAAUGGUGACAGAGCAGUUAGAGCAUGAGGAGGUGACUGAGGCUGCAGCUCGGACCCCUCUGGGAUGACUAGACUAGCAGAAACCGUAAGGCCAUGAGCUGACCACGAGGCCAGCUGGUCAUCAGACCUUCCUCGUACAGAUACCCGCACUGUUGGGGGUUACCACUGUUCCACCUGCUAGCAGCUAACUGAAUAGUAUGCAGUCCUGCAGGACAACAUCAUUCAUUUUGGGUGAGACAGUGGGUGGUAUGAUGCACUAGCUAUGUGUGCAUGGUGCAGAUGGAGUAAUAGGGGGACAUGGUAGUCCAGAGAAAAAUGACAGUGAAAGAUCAAUGGCUGCUGUUCCUAAUGGUAACGAUCUUAUGCCCAUACCCUGAGACGUGAGCGCCAUUACGGCACAUGUUCCCGCUGGUCUGGAUGAGGCAACUGAAAUUCCAUAGUCAAGUACCUGAGAACAAAAAGACUCCUCUAAUGGUGUGGGUGAAGGGUAAAAACAGUAAUUUUAUAAUAUGCAUAGGGCCACCCUGACAGGAUCACAAGGUAGGAUGCUAUUCUGUGAGCACAGGAUGUGGCAGACAUAAAAAUAUAAUGGGGCUAAUGUGAAUUUAAGGUCUUAAAUCUCAUGAACCAUCAUAGCUAGAAAUAACUGCAUGAAGUUUUAGGCCUGGGGAAUUAUCUUGAAGUGUCCUAUAUUGAAAUAGUCACUCCCUUGGUCCAGGCAAAAUAAACUUAGACCCUCAGAGGUAAUUUAUGAGGCAGGAUGGAGCGUCUUUACCAUUGUAAUGGCAUUCUGGGGCAGUUGACCUCUGAUAUAAAGUAUCUCUAUUCCAAAUAUUAAAUGCAACAUACGUGAUAUGUGGCAGACAAUCGGUACAGUCUCUUCUAAAAUGAGGACCUAAGACUGAAGCCUAAACAAAAUUUCUCUUUAAAGUGAAGUUUUAAAAUUAGCUUCCAAGAAACUCUGCUAUUUAUGUCUCCAAUUAAAAUAAAACGUGGGCCUAAAACAUUAAAAUUACAUUCGCUCCCAACUAAAAUACAGGAGUCUUGCAACACAUCCAAAUAAGGUGUCUCCUAAGCAUAUACUAAGCUUACAAAUGUAUUUCUAAAAAAGCUGUGUAUGAUUUGAAUAUGUCAGAAUUUAUACAGAAGAAUGUUAUUUAAAAUGAAUAAAAAUGUAUAUAAUUUGUAUCUAA
Caretta caretta (loggerhead turtle) is the source of this 7725-nucleotide messenger RNA. It is a transcript of the gene MEGF9, whose product is annotated as multiple EGF like domains 9. Gene Ontology annotation, biological process: basement membrane assembly; tissue development; substrate adhesion-dependent cell spreading. Gene Ontology annotation, cellular component: laminin trimer. The record is from RefSeq and is a predicted model, not a curated record. Lineage: Eukaryota; Metazoa; Chordata; Testudines; Cheloniidae.